AUGGCCACGGAGCAUGGUCUUCCUCCUGGCUACCGUUUCGUGCCUACUGACGAGGAGGUGGUCGAGCUUUGCCUGCUCCCUCGCAUCCAGGACCAGCCCCUCCUGCCGAACGACAUCAUCGAGGACGAUCCGCUGAGCGCGCCGCCGUGGGCUCUCCUCGAGAAGCACGGGCGGAGGCACCAGGCCUUCUUCUUUGCGGCGUGUCAGGCCAUGAACGCCAAGGGCAACCGCCAGAAGCGCUCCUGCGUGGGACACGGGACCUGGCAAGGGCAGGGCAAGAGGAAGCGCCAACAGGAAGAAGGGCAGGAGGUCAAGAAGAAGCUGCGCGUGCGCGUGCGCGGCAGCGCCGAGAAGAUUGAGAUCGAGUGGGACAAUUACGCACUCAACUUCCAGGAGCACGGUGUCAAGGGCAGCACGGGCUGGGUCAUGCACGAGUACUCCAUCACCGCCCCGCCCGAGCUAGCGCGGUCGCCGGUGAGGGUGUACUGCAUCCGCUUCAGCGGCCACGGCAAGAACGCCAAGAAGAACAGCAGGGAUGCGCAGCAUAGGGGCGACGACGACGAGUUCGAGGACGAGGAGGAAGUGGACGACGAUGCAGCAGGAGCAAUCGCCACCACUACCAGGAGUGCCGCGGAGGAAGACGCUGCCCUGCUCAUCGAAGACUACCUCACUUCUUUCCCUGUGGUGGCGGUGGAUGUUGUCAGCGCCAAUCCUGCUGAUGGGGCGGACGCAGGAGCAGGCUAUGAUCAGGACUUAGCCCGGGUUGGUGGAUGA
Messenger RNA from Miscanthus lutarioriparius, 774 nucleotides. NCBI's taxonomy places the organism in Eukaryota, Viridiplantae, Streptophyta, Magnoliopsida, Poales, Poaceae. The record is from the annotation of a GenBank genome assembly.